This is a messenger RNA of Camelina sativa (false flax), 828 nucleotides long. Its product is annotated as F-box/kelch-repeat protein At3g08810-like. Lineage: Eukaryota; Viridiplantae; Streptophyta; Magnoliopsida; Brassicales; Brassicaceae. Gene Ontology annotation, molecular function: protein binding. The record is from RefSeq and is a predicted model, not a curated record.
AUGUCGCCCCUAGAAAAGAAGAGGUCCCCAAAUCCGUCACUUCCCGAAGAUUUGGUAUUGAUCAUCGUCGCACGCGUCUCAAGGUUGCACUAUCGAACUCUCUCACUCGUCUCCAAGAGCUUCCGAUCUCUCCUAGCUUCACCGGAGCUUUACAAGACCAGGUCACUCUUGGGGAAAACCGAGAGUUGUCUCUAUGUGUGCCUACAGUGCAAUCCUGGUUACCGCUGGUUCACCCUCUACCGGAAGCCUGAUCAAACCCUAACCAAUGACACAAGUAAGAAGAAGUCGUCAAGUGGGUAUGUAUUGGCAACAGUCCCGAGUCCCAGAUUCCAUAAAGCGUGCUAUUCGAGUCUAGUGGCGGUUGGUUCUGACAUCUACAACAUCCACGCGCCCUCUUCCUCUAGCGUCUCUGUUCUGGAUUGCCGGUACCACACUUGGCGCGAGGCUCCAGCUCCAAGAUUGCCGGUGAAAGAGUUGUUAAUUUCAGGUUCUUAUUGCGAGAUAAAGAAUGUUUUCUACACUGUUUGUAACAGAAUGGUCGUAUGGUAUGAUAAUACUGAGCCAGAGGUAAGAAGGUGGAGACAUUUGGAGGUAGGAGAACUACCUACGUUUCCUCCUGGUGUUUCUGUUAGAUUAGCUGAUUAUGGUGGCAAGUUAGCGGUUUUGUGGGAAGAUGAUUUGUUCCAUAAGAAGAAGGUUUUGUGUGCGGAGAUUGCGCUUGAAAGACGCAAAAGUGGUGAAAUUGUUGGGAAACUUGAGUGGUUGGGUCAUGUGCUUACAAUCCUUAAAGAAUAUGAGUUCGUGAAGGUUCUUGCCGCUACGGUUUGA